Molecule: messenger RNA, 3501 nt
Organism: Cornus florida
Lineage: Eukaryota; Viridiplantae; Streptophyta; Magnoliopsida; Cornales; Cornaceae
Product: leucine-rich repeat receptor-like serine/threonine-protein kinase BAM1
Exons: 2
Coding region: 104-3181 (1025 amino acids)
Biological process (GO): protein phosphorylation
Molecular function (GO): protein binding; protein kinase activity; ATP binding
Source: RefSeq, a predicted model, not a curated record
GCUUACUGAUCUCUCACUCUACUCUCUCCCUACCUUCUCCCUCCCUCUUCUUUUCCCUUCCUCUCUCUAAAAACAAUAGCAGGGGAGGAAAAAUCCCAAAAAAAUGCGAUUCCUUCACAUUAUUCUCCUCCUCCUAUUAAACCUCCACGUCCACAGUUCACUCGCCGCUAAACCACCAUUCGUACCGGAAUACCGCGCUCUGCUCUCCCUGAAAGCCGCCAUCACAGGCGACGAACAAUCGUCUCUCUCGUCGUGGAAUAUUUCAACCAGUCACUGCACGUGGGCAGGCGUCACGUGCGACGCCCGACGUCACGUGACAGCCCUCAACCUCUCCGGGCUCAAUCUCUACGGCGUCCUCGCCUCCGACGUGGGUCACCUCCGCUACCUCCUGAACCUCACCCUCGCCGCCAAUCAGUUCUCCGGCCCUAUCCCGCCGGAGAUCUCUUUCAUCUCCGGCCUUCGAUAUCUCAACCUCUCCAACAAUGUCUUCAAUGAGACGUUUCCGAGUCAACUCGCUCGACUCAAAAACCUCCAAGUGCUCGACCUCUACAACAACAAUAUGACCGGAGACCUCCCCGUGUCGAUAUCCGAAAUGUCGGGUCUCCGGCAUCUUCACCUCGGCGGCAACUACUUCACGGGAAGCAUCCCGCCGGAGUACGGACGAUUCCCGGUGCUGGAAUAUCUAGCAAUCUCCGGCAAUGAACUUGGCGGCGUGAUUCCUCCGGAAAUCGGCAACUUAUCGACGCUUCAACAGCUGUAUAUUGGCUACUACAACGCCUUUACCGGAAGCCUACCGUCGGCUAUCGGAAACUUGUCUCGACUCGUUCGAUUUGACGCCGCGAACUGUGGAUUGUCCGGUGAGAUUCCCCCGGAAAUCGGGCAGCUUCAAAACUUGGAUACACUAUUUCUACAGGUGAAUGGACUGUCAGGACAGUUGACGACUGAGCUUGGCCAAUUGAAGAGCUUGAAAUCUAUGGAUCUGUCUAACAACGUCUUCUCCGGCGAAAUACCGGCGUCAUUCGCCGAUCUGAAGAACUUGACCCUUCUCAAUCUGUUCCGAAACAAGCUUCACGGUUCGAUACCCGAGUUUAUUGGAGAUCUGCCGGAGCUGGAGGUGUUACAGCUUUGGGAAAACAACUUCACCGGAAGUAUACCCCAAGGUUUGGGGACGAACGGGAAGCUUCAGCUUCUCGACCUUUCGUCGAACAAAUUGACCGGAACUUUGCCGCCAUUCAUGUGCUCUGGUAAUCAUCUCCAAAUCUUAAUCACUCUCACCAAUUUCUUGUUCGGUCCGAUUCCGGAAUCGCUUGGCCGGUGCGAGUCACUGACUCGGAUUCGAAUGGGAGAGAACUAUCUCAAUGGGUCGAUUCCAAAGGGUCUGUUUAGCUUGCCUAAACUCGUUCAAGUUGAGCUUCAAGACAAUCUUCUCUCUGGAGGGUUUCCAGAAACAGAUUCAAUAGCUGUCAAUCUCGGGCAGAUUAGUCUCUCCAACAAUCAGCUAACCGGCUCGUUGCCGCCCAGCAUCGGAAACUUUUCAGGUGUUCAGAAGCUACUCCUCGACGGAAACAAGUUCACCGGCCGCAUUCCGCCCCAAAUUGGGCAUUUGCAGCAGCUUUCAAAGAUAGAUUUUAGUCACAACGGCUUCUCUGGUGAGAUCACGCCGGAGAUGAGCCAAUGCAAGCUGCUGACAUUCGUUGAUCUUAGUCGUAAUCAGCUCUCGGGUGAAAUCCCGACUGAAAUCACAGGUAUGAGGAUCCUGAAUUACUUGAAUUUGUCACGAAAUCACUUGGUUGGAAGCAUUCCAUCAUCCAUAGCUGUUAUGCAAAGCUUGACAUCAGUUGAUUUUUCGUAUAACAAUCUAUCUGGAUUAGUUCCUGGCACUGGUCAAUUUAGUUACUUCAAUUACACUUCAUUUCUUGGCAACCCUGAUCUUUGUGGUCCUUAUUUGGGACCUUGCAAAGAUGGGUAUGCCAAUGGCACUCACCAACCUCAUGUUAAAGGGGGACUCUCGGCCUCAUGGAAGCUUUUACUUGUCAUUGGAUUGCUUGUGUGCUCAAUUGUGUUUGCUGUCCUCGCCAUCCUUAAGGCCCGGAAGUUCAAGAAGGCGAGUGAGUCUCGAGCAUGGAAGCUAACAGCUUUCCAACGCUUGGAUUUCACUUGUGAUGAUGUCUUGGAUUGCCUGAAGGAGGACAACAUUAUUGGGAAAGGUGGUGCUGGCAUUGUUUACAAGGGGGUAAUGCCCAAUGGCGAUCAGGUUGCCGUGAAAAGGCUUCCGGCGAUGAGCCGGGGGUCCUCUCACGACCACGGGUUCAAUGCAGAGAUACAGACUCUUGGGAGGAUUCGACACCGGCACAUUGUUAGAUUACUAGGGUUUUGCUCAAACCAUGAGACAAAUCUUUUGGUUUAUGAGUACAUGCCAAAUGGGAGCUUAGGUGAAGUGCUUCAUGGCAAGAAAGGGGGCCAUUUGUAUUGGGAUACAAGGUAUAAGAUUGCUGUGGAAUCUGCAAAGGGACUUUGCUAUCUUCACCACGAUUGUUCACCGUUGAUUCUCCAUCGAGAUGUGAAGUCUAACAACAUCCUUCUUGAUUCCAACUUUGAGGCUCAUGUCGCGGAUUUCGGUCUUGCCAAGUUUUUGCAGGAUUCUGGCACCUCGGAGUGCAUGUCUGCUAUUGCUGGUUCUUAUGGAUACAUAGCCCCAGAGUAUGCUUACACUCUCAAGGUUGACGAGAAGAGCGAUGUGUAUAGCUUUGGUGUAGUUCUCUUAGAGCUGGUAAGCGGCCGAAAACCAGUAGGGGAGUUUGGUGAUGGUGUAGACAUAGUCCAAUGGGUCCGAAAGAUGACCGAUGGGAACAAGGAAGGGGUGCUAAAGGUACUUGACCCUAGACUCUCGACGGUUCCCCUCCAUGAGGUGAUGCACGUAUUCUACGUUGCAAUGCUCUGCGUCGAAGAACAGGCUGUUGAGCGUCCGACAAUGCGGGAAGUCAUCCAAAUGCUAACAGAGCUUCCAAAGCCACCCGCCAACACAAAACAGGGGGGAGACUCAACAGCCACAGAAUCCUCCCCGGCACCAUCCACUGCCUCGGAGUCUCCCAGCACGGCAACUAAAGAUGCAAAUGAACACCAUCAAUCACCGCCACCACCACUGCCUCAAUCACCGCCACCCGAUCUCCUCAGCAUUUGAAAUGUUGUUCUAUUGGGAUGGGGGGAAGGAUGUGUUUAAAUUUCCAUGUAUUUUGGUUAGCUUUGUUCUCUGUGUGUGUUCCUUGUUUGUAAUUUUCCUUUUGGGGGUUUUGGGGGGGUGGUUUACUCUAACUUAAAAGGUGUUAACCUUUGAAUGUUUCUUUUUAGUGUACAGUAGGAUUGGUGGGGUUUCUUUUUCCUCUAUAUGAAUUUGUCUUCAUGAAAUGUUGUUGCUGCCCCAAUGUUUAUGGCACUACUGUUACUGCUCCAGACCUGCAAGUGAAACUAGGAGUAAAUAUUCAAGAGAGUUUGGUGUUCUCA